Daldinia vernicosa is the source of this 1666-nucleotide messenger RNA. RefSeq lists its product as uncharacterized. The record is from RefSeq and is a predicted model, not a curated record. Lineage: Eukaryota; Fungi; Ascomycota; Sordariomycetes; Xylariales; Hypoxylaceae. The coding region runs from base 248 to 1666 and encodes 472 amino acids. The transcript has a single exon.
CGCAAUUCCCAAAAUGGAACUAUUCCAUCGUGAACAUGAAGGAUAUCUAGGGCCCUAACAUCUCAACUGUGACACGCCAUGCUUUGAUUAUUUCUUCUCUCUUACGGGCGAAAAGUAGAAUCACCCUAUUAAACACCAUAGUAAAGUCUUGGCCUCACUUCCCUAGUGCAAACCGUGAGAGGCAUGUGAUACGAAUGACGAUACCUACCACGAAGGAAUCGGUUAGCAAAGUUGUACCGACGCAUCAAUGGCGCUUCGGCAGUACAAGACAGUAGCCACCCGUCGGAGGGCUGCAGUGCUACUGUUCUUCAGCUCAGUUAGCCUGCUGCUCGUACUUUCCAUCCGGAACCAUCGUGUCCUACCGACCCCUAACCGGGACAAACAACAUCUACAAACCCAUAACAGGGAACAAGACACUAAUAAUACCAACCUCUCAAGCGCACGAGCCCCCUUCAUCGCCUGGCCCCUCCGCCGCGUCUGCGCCGAAACCACCACAUACGUCCCCGGCCUCGCAUUUCUCUGCGACAACAACAGCGGCGGACCGGGCAACAUCCGGAACUACAUCCUGACAUGCGUGCGGUACGCCGUCGACGCGGGCGCCUCCGCGCUGGUCCUGCCGCGCAUCCAGGCCCGCUCGCCCUCCAACCCGGCUGACCUGUUCCACGCGUACCAGUCGUUCGGGUACAUGUUCGACGAGGCGCAUUUCCGCGGCGCCAUGGCAGCCGCCUGUCCGCGCGUCGCCGUGUACGCUCGCGUCGAGGACGUGCCCGGCGCGCGGGCCAGAGCGGCCAAGGCGAACCGCGCUGUCGACCAGAUCGUGGAGCGCGUGAUGCCGAAGACUUUUGGAGGCAGCCGCGCCGGAUGCGAUCGGCGUGAUCCGAACCGGCAUACGGAUCGGUUCGGGGGCGCGUUUCGGGAAUGGCUGCGGAGCUCGGCGGCAGAGCGCGGCUGGGCGCCGUCCAACGACGUCGACAACCCGCGACUUAUCCGCUUCUCCUGGGGGGUACUCUGGGACUGGCCUGUAUACCGCGACGGGCCCGAGUUUGCGGCCACGUUCGGCGGGCUAUUGAAGAUCCGGGACGACAUCCUGGACGUCGCAGAUGCCAUUGUGACAUCGAUGAGGACGCUCUCCGCCUCGACACGGGGCACCGAAACCGUAGCCGACCAAUCGUUUCUCGGAGUACACCUGCGGACAGAGGCGGAUGCCCUAUCGCGAUGGCCGUCGUACGAGAACCAGACCAAGAACUACUUGCGCGAGGCCGCGAGCCAGGGGUACCAAGGGCGAGCAGCGUACAUAGCCUCAGGCAACGAGACAGAAGCAAGGAAGUUUGGCGCAGAGGCCAUGGCAACUUUACAACUAGAGGUUAGGUCCAAGUACGACCUCCUAGACGAGGGAGACGAGAAGCUAGAGAGGCUGAAGUCGUUCAGCUGGGACCAGCAAGCGUUAGUAGAUUUCGUGGUACUGCUAAAUUGCGACUACUUCGUCGGGGUAAGCCCGAGCAGCUUUAGCAUCAAUGUGGUGUUGAAGAGACACUUACAGGAUGAGGGUUUAUAUACGCGACCGUGGAAGGUUGGAGGGCAAGGCGAUGGAAGAAGCUGGCUCGUGGGACGCUAUGAUCGGUACUGGGAAGAUUGGCUCUUUAUGUUUGAUGGCAUGUGGCCUUAA